Messenger RNA from Cylindrotheca closterium, 2637 nucleotides. The record is from the annotation of a GenBank genome assembly. Lineage: Eukaryota; Bacillariophyta; Bacillariophyceae; Bacillariales; Bacillariaceae.
AUGGCGAUGUUGCCAAGGGAACAGCACCUGCAACUUUGCCUUGUUGGCUUCUUGUCUCUAUGCUUGUUUCGUAAUACAGCAGGAUUUCAAUUGAAGACACCAUUCCAUCGACUGCCAACCGUUGGAAGAACGUCCCAAACUACGCUUUCAGAAACCAUUGAGAAUGAUGGUGUUCGCAGCAAAGAAGAUGACAUUGCGGCUACAAUGGAAGCGAUCAUUCAGAACGAAGAGGAUCAGACUGAGCAGCAGGACUUCUUUGUAAUGCCUGAUACUCCUUCGGCCAACUUCAACGGCUAUUCGAUGCCAACUGGAAAAACAACUGGUUACAGCGCUUUUCUUGAUUGGAAACCAGAUUGGAUGAAGCCUUUUCAACCCAAGACCGUCUUGGAUGUCUUGGAUGAUGAAAUGAAUGAAGAUGGCUAUGGAGAUAUGUAUCGAAAAAAACGAUCGUUUUUCUAUCGGGCACUCAGAUUUCCGCUCAAGCUGGCCAAGAAAGCGCUGAAGAAAACGACCGAGGACCCUGGAACCUUGAUUCUUGUCCGUCAUGGAGAAUCUGAAUGGAAUGCAAACAAAACAUUUACAGGCUGGGCAGAUCCUGAUCUAACCGUGCAGGGCCGAAGAGAAGUAGAGCAUGCCGCUCGGUUGCUGAUGGCAGGUGGUUACAAUGUUGACGUAGUUUUCACAUCCAGGCUGAAACGGGCCAUUCGAUCAACAUGGAUAUUGCUGCAAGAACUAAAUGAAGUCUAUUCACCUGUAUUCAAGAGCUGGAGAUUGAAUGAGCGGAAUUAUGGUGCUUUGACUGGGCUCAGCAAAUUGGAGACUGCGAAGCGCUUGGGACAAGAUCUAGUGCAAGAAUGGCGGGGAUCCCUUCGCUCCAGGCCUCCACCCUUGACUCCAAAUGAUCCAUAUUGGCCUGGACGAGAAAGGCGAUAUGCAGAUUUGACAAAUGACCAGAUUCCCUUGACAGAGUCCCUCUUGGACUGUAUGGAACGUACCACGCCAUUGUGGGAAAACAAGAUAAAGUAUGAACUGAAGAAAGGUCGCAACGUCCUAGUUGUAGCUCAUGCAAACACACUCCGUGGGCUUGUCAAGACUAUCGACAACAUUGGCGACGCAGAAAUUCAAGAUGUUGCCAUACCGACCGGCAUACCCAUCGUUUACAAGUUUGACAAAGAGCUCAGGUCUAUUCCGCCAGCAAAAGAGGAUAACGCUGUUAGUCAAAUCCACAUGAAUGCUCUCUUCCUCGAGAAACCAGGAAUAUUGAAAGAAGCUCUGAAGCGGGAGUUACAGUGGUCCGAAGCAGUUCCUGGGUACAAUAGAACCAUGUCCAGGUAUACUAGACCAAUGACUUCUAUUGAAAGAAGCUUGUACAAGCUUGACGCUGAAAGAGAGUUGGGUGAGUGGGCGAGUGAGUUCAUCGAUGCCAAUGCACCAAUUGAAGAUGAUGGUAACGACGGUAAUUUUGGAAGACCCAUGAUGCUGUCAGAAAGCGAAGUCUGGGAUCUGGGCUUGAAGCAGCUUGAGAGCGGAGAACAGUUUGAUCCUGACAGCCCAAGCUUCCACGCAACGGAAAGGGACGAAGAGGAGCUGAUUGAAAACGAUGCAGACGAAACCGUUACGCCCAACAUGGUGGCUAACCCUUGCAUCACAUCGAUUCCAAGCGCAACUGUUUUGGGAAACGAAGGAAUGUCGAAAAUAAGAAGAGAUUCUGUUAUCGUAAUCAUCAGACAUGGCAAGACCCAGCAUAACAAAUUGGGACUAUUCACCGGAUGGGAGGAUGCACCACUUGCUGAUGAGGGAAUCGAAGAGGCUAAAGAGGCAGGAAGGCUACUGAAGCUGCACGGAUUUGAAUUUGAUGUUGUGUACACUUCAUGGCUAUCGCGAGCUCUUGAAACUGCUUGGUAUGUCAUGGACGAAAUGGAUGCUUUAUGGCUUCCAAUCAUCAAGACUUGGCGAUUGAACGAACGAAUGUACGGAUCUUUGACUGGACUCUCGAAGCAAAUGGUGAAACAAAAAUAUGGAGAUGAGCAAUUCAAGGCAUGGCGACGUGGUUUUGAAGUCAAGCCUCCUGCUGUCUCAUCAUUUUCUCCACAUUAUCCUGGAAAUGACAAGCGGUAUCAAAAGUAUUUGAAGGACAAGAGAUACUCGUUACGAGAAACUCUUAUUCGCAGCAUUGAAAGUGGAGAAUUGAAACUGGAGCGAAAACUCCCAAAAACUGAGAGUCUCAAGGACUGUAUGGAGCGGACUAUCCCAUACUUUGUUGAACGAAUCGCCGUCGACGCCGUAGAUCAAGGAAAGCGAGUGUUGAUCUCUUCAUCAGAGAAUGCGAUUCGUGGACUACUUAUGCAUCUCUUGGACAUUGAGGAAGAGGAUAUUACUGGCCUGGAGAUCCCCAAUGGGCUUCCUCUGAUUUACGAUGUCAAGUCGAAAUGCUUAAAGUUGUUGGACGACGGUACUGGUCGUGAUCCUUUGGAGGUUCAUAACUUUGGAAAAGCAGGGAAGUAUCUCUUUCGCCCAUGUCAGAAUGAAGAUGGCACACUUGACGAGGAGUGCACCAUUGAUUUCUCAACAAAGAUUACGAAGGAAGAGCAAGCGGCCAUUGAAUCGAUAAAACGAGGAACAGCAUCUGCAGUCUAG